Molecule: messenger RNA, 1433 nt
Organism: Carya illinoinensis
Lineage: Eukaryota; Viridiplantae; Streptophyta; Magnoliopsida; Fagales; Juglandaceae
Product: E3 ubiquitin-protein ligase SINAT5-like
Exons: 3
Coding region: 467-1228 (253 amino acids)
Biological process (GO): multicellular organism development; ubiquitin-dependent protein catabolic process
Cellular component (GO): cytoplasm
Molecular function (GO): protein binding; ubiquitin protein ligase activity; zinc ion binding
Source: RefSeq, a predicted model, not a curated record
UUAUAUAAAGGGGUUGCUUUGUGAUUUGGUUCCAUUUGGGUGAUUUUGGUGUUGAAGGUGAUUUUGAAGUUGAAUUUCAUCUGAUGGGUUUUGGUGAUUGGAAAUGUAAAAUUCUGAUGCAAGUCUGUCUAUAGAGAGGAUGUGUGUGGCACGUAUUUGAUCAGUUUUUCUUAUGUAAAACUCGUAUUUAAGUUUUGGGUUGGAGCUAUUUUUUGUUUUGGGGGAAUUGGCGAACCGGGUCUAGAAGUAUUUGUAUUUGAAGCUAAUGGUAUGAUUAAAGAUUGGAUUUUGAGUCAUGGCUCUUGGCUUUCUGAUAUUCUUUUUCGUGCUUGAUGGAUUUUGAGAUUGGCUGAGGUUGUGGUUUUCUUUGAAUGUAUGCGGUGUCUCUGAGAAUAGAGGGCUGGUUUGAAUUUCUUAGAUCUUCUUUAUUUUGUUGCUGCGGCCAGCUCUACAUCGCGUUUGGGGAAUGCAAUUGAUGUGCCAGAAUGGACAUACUUUGUGUUCUACCUGUAAAACUAGGGUACAUAACCGGUGCCCCACUUGUAGACAAGAGCUUGGAGAUAUUAGGUGUCUGGCAUUGGAGAAGGUGGCAGAGUCACUUGAACUCCCUUGCAAGUAUGGCUUCUUGGGAUGCACAGAGAUUUUCCCCUACUACAGCAAGCUCGAGCACGAGGCUCAAUGUAGCUUCAGACCGUACAAUUGCCCAUAUGCGGGAUCUGAGUGUCCUGUUGUUGGAGACAUCCCUUUUCUUGUAGCCCAUCUGAGGGACGAUCAUAAGGUAGACACCCAUGUAGGCUGCACAUUCAAUCACCGCUAUGUCAAGUCCAAUCCCCGCGAGGUAGAGAAUGCGACCUGGAUGCUUACAGUUUUCAACUGUUUUGGUCACUACUUCUGCCUGCACUUUGAAGCGUUUCUGAUUGGCAUAGCCCCAGUUUACAUGGGAUUCCUUCGUUUCAUGGGUGAUGAAAUUGAAGCGCAAAACUUCAGCUACAGCCUGGAGGUUGGGGCAAAUGGCAGGAAGCUGAUGUGGGAAGGCACUCCACGGAGCAUUCGUGAUAACCAUAGGAAAGUCCGAGAUAGCCAUGAUGGUCUAAUAAUUCAGCGAAACAUUGCACUUUUUUUCUCUGGUGGAGACAGGAAGGAGCUAAAGCUCCGGGUUACUGGACGAAUUUGGAAAGAACAGCAGAAUCCAGAUGGAGGGGUUUGCAUACCCAAUAUCUGCAGUUGAGAUAUCUUGUCCUCUGACCAUCUUACGCGUUCCUGUUUGAUGCUUUGCUGGCUUGCUGCCUCUUUAUGUGUCAAAUGUACAUCAAAUUUUUCUUUAUUUUGCUGCUGUUUUCAGAUACUGGAUGGGUCAUGAGGAAAGUUUAUGGAUACUGGAGUAUUCGGCUUUUGUAAUUCGUUCAAUAAAGCUGCUCUAGUUUUUAUUUUUA